AAGAAAAAAAAUCUCUGCCUACUGAGAGGAAAUGUGUACAGAUCCCAUGGAAAUCUUGGAUGCAGUGAGGUUCCAGUAAGGGAGGAUAGAUGUAAAGACAACCAGUGAGGUAAGACAUAUCCAAGGCUCAGUGAGGCUUGAGAAGGAACAUCAGAGAGAAAGUAAGAGAGAACAUUUAGUAAGUGAGACCAAAUUAGGUAAAUAUACAAAAAAAUAGCAAGGGAAAAAUUUUUUUACUGGCAGAAUAUUUAAUUCUCUGAGUCUUCAUGCAGAUAUAUUCAAGCAAUGGAAAAGGAAAAUCAAACCAGUGUCUCUGAAUUUCUCCUCCUGGGCUUCUCGAGUUGGCCAGGGCAGCAGGCACUACUCUUUGCACUUUUCCUGUGUCUCUAUCUAACAGGGAUAUUUGGAAACUUACUUAUCUUGCUGGCCAUUGGCUCAGAUCGUCGCCUCCACACACCCAUGUAUUUUUUCCUUGUCAAUCUGUCCUUGGUGGACCUCUGCCUUCCAUCAGCUACAGUACCCAAGAUGCUACUGAACAUCCAAACCCAGACUCAAUCCAUCUCCUAUCCUGGUUGCCUGGCUCAGAUGUAUUUCUGUAUGAUGUUUGCUAACAUGGAUAAUUUUCUUCUCACAGUGAUGGCAUAUGACCGUUAUGUGGCCAUCUGUCACCCUUUGCGUUACUCCACCAUUAUGGCUCAGCGCCUCUGUGCCUCUUUGGUGGCUGUACCUUGGAUCAUUGCCAUUUUAAACCCUCUCUUGCACACUCUUAUGAUGGCCCAUCUGCACUUCUGCUCUAACAACAUCAUCCAUCAUUUCUUCUGUGAUAUCAACUCUCUCCUCCCUCUAUCCUGUUCUGACACCAGUCUUAAUCAGUUGAUGGUUCUGGUUGUGGUGGGGCUGAUCUUUGUGGUACCUUCAGUGUGUAUCCUGGCAUCCUAUAUCCUCAUUGUCUCUGCCGUGAUGAAAGUCCCUUCUGUCCAGGGAAAACUUAAGGCUUUCUCCACCUGUGGAUCUCACCUUGCCUUGGUCAUUCUUUUCUACGGAGCAAUCACAGGGGUCUAUAUGAGCCCCUCAUCCAAUCACUCAACUGAAAAAGACUCAGCUGCAUCAGUGAUUUUCAUGGUUGUGGCCCCUGUGUUGAAUCCCUUCAUUUACAGCCUAAGGAACAAUGAACUGAAGGGGGCUUUAAAAAAGACCCUAAGCCACAGCAAAAUCUUCCAGUGAUUUAUACUGGCUGAAAGGAGUUUAACAGGAGGCAAAUCUUAAUGAGAUAAUCAUUUCCAUUCUCAUCAUAAUUACAAAUCUGUUAUUAAAUACCUAAUUAAUUACUGACCUAU
Microcebus murinus (gray mouse lemur) is the source of this 1337-nucleotide messenger RNA. The record is from RefSeq and is a predicted model, not a curated record. Lineage: Eukaryota; Metazoa; Chordata; Mammalia; Primates; Cheirogaleidae.